AUGUCCGAACACACCGAGUCGUACGAUCCCUUGAAGGUCUCCCGUUUUACCUACCGACAAUUACAAGGUUUGCGACAGGGAUCCACGGCAACCCCUCUACGCGUGAUUGCGCAUAUCGAUUUAGAUGCCUUCUAUGCGCAAUGUGAAAUGGUCCGCCUGGGGACUCCGCGGGAGACACCAUUAGCAGUACGGCAAUGGGAUUCCUUGAUUGCCAUCAAUUAUGCCGCCCGACCCUUCGGAGUUAGUCGAUUGAUUAAUGUCGCAGAGGCUAGAAAACUUUGUCCAGACCUCGUCUUACAGCAUGUCGCGACUUUUCGAGAGGGAGAGGGAGGACGGUGGGCAUAUCGGGAUGAUUCCUUCAGAAGCAUCAGCACAGACAAGGUGUCACUGGAUCCGUACCGAGCGCAAUCGCGAAAGAUUCUCCAGACCAUGAAGGAGGCUUUGGCCACAUGGGGUACCGAUGACACGGAAGUCGAAUCUCAUAAUCCGAAGCAAGAUCUCUCGGCUGUGUUGGAGAAAGCCAGUAUUGAUGAAGUAUUCAUUGAUUUGUCUCCAUUGAUAUAUAGGGCGCUUCUUCAGAGAUAUCCAGAACUUCAGAUGGAAACACAAGACGAGAACCGAGAUGCACAACUGCCUAUACCGCCAAUUACAGCCUUGCAGUGGGACACCGACUGCUUGGUGGACCUGGAUCAGCAUGAGACAGAAGAAGAUGAUCCAGACUGGGACGACGUUGUCAUGUUGAUAGGAUCCGAGAUUGUACGAUCGGUGCGGAACGCAGUUUGGGAAAAGCUCAGCUACACCUGCUCCGCUGGGCUCGGCCGCAAUAAGAUGAUCGCAAAACUAGGAAGUGCUUGCAACAAGCCCAAUCUACAAACUGUUGUGCGAAAUCGGGGGGUACAGAAUUUCCUAAAUGGUUAUAAGUUUACUCAGAUCAGAAUGCUGGGUGGUAAACUCGGCGAUCAAAUAACUGCCGCCUUCGGGACAGAGAAAGUCAGCGAGCUUCUUAACGUACCGCUUGAGCACUUGCGUACUAAGCUGGCUGACGACACGGCGUCCUGGCUCUAUGGGAUUAUUCGUGGUGAUGACCGUACCGAGGUCAACCCCCGAACCCAAAUUAAAUCUAUGUUAUCCGCGAAAUCUUUCAGACCGAGCAUCAACUCAGUCGACCAAGCCGAGAAGUGGCUUCGUAUCUUCGCAGCCGAUAUAUAUGGCCGGCUUGUGGAAGACGGCGUGCUUGAAAAUAGACGUCGUCCGAAAGUGAUUACCAUACACCAUCGAACUGCGCAAUUUCGUUCUCGUCAAAUCCCAAUUCCAGGUUCUAGCGCAAUUGACGAGAACCUUCUCUACGAUCUAGCCAGUACUUUACUUCGUCAAGUCGUGGCUGACGGAAAGGCAUGGCCCUGCUCCAACCUGUCCUUGAGCGUGUCAAGUUUUGAAGACGGCGUGAGCAAUAACAAAGCUAUUGAGGGCUUCUUGAUUCGCGGUGAUCAAGCAAAAGCUCUGAAUCAUUCUUCAAGGCCCCGAGAUACCGAUGAUUCCCCCAGUGAACAAGCCUCAACCGAGAAAAGGCGAAAGCUUGAUAGAGAGGGGAGUAAAAUUAAAAAUUUCUUUGGAAAUUCAUCACAUCCUGAAGAUACUGGUGCAGAUGAGCGAGACAGUCCCCAAGAACCUGCUGAAAUGGACCCCAAACUGAGUGGAAUUCCUCAGUUCGUCUGUCCACGGUGCUCUAAGUCGAUGAUCGAGUAUGAAAAAGAAGAACAUGAUGAUUGGCACUUUGCCAAGGACCUUGCGAGCCAGGACAGAGAGGAGGCAAAAGCUUCGCAGCCGCCACCACCCACGAAAAGUAAUGCACGUGGUACAUCUGCUCGUGGAAGAAGUGGUCGAGGCGGAGGGGGUCGAGGCAAGCCUGAAAAGGGGCAGAUGCGACUUGCUUUUCAGUGA
Molecule: messenger RNA, 1941 nt
Organism: Penicillium vulpinum
Lineage: Eukaryota; Fungi; Ascomycota; Eurotiomycetes; Eurotiales; Aspergillaceae
Product: DNA-directed DNA polymerase eta
Exons: 1
Coding region: 1-1941 (646 amino acids)
Biological process (GO): response to radiation; error-prone translesion synthesis
Cellular component (GO): replication fork; nucleus; site of double-strand break
Molecular function (GO): DNA-directed DNA polymerase activity; damaged DNA binding
Source: RefSeq, a predicted model, not a curated record